CCCACGGCACUGAUGACAACUCCAAAAGUCCCAUCAAGUGAAGGGACAUGCCCAAGGAACUGUGACACACCCUCCUCCAGCCAGCCGUCAAGCUCAAAAAUGGAGAACUACGAUGAGGAAUUUGCCAUGAUGGUCAAGCAAUUCCGGAAGUUCAAGAAGUUCUUCAAGAAGGCUGACUCAGUUAGAAGGCCGUCCAAGGGAAAGCCACAGGUAAGUGACUCUCCUCCUGAAUCUUAUUUGUGUUACAACUGCAGGAAGCCUGGCCACUGGAAGUCAGCAUGCCCGUACCCAAAGGUCGAAAAGUACGGAGAAAGAGAAAGGAAUGAGAAGAAAAAGAAGGCAAUGGUUGCUGCUGAAAGUGAUGAGUCAUCCAGCUCAAGCUCGGAUGAAGAAGCCCUCGUUUGCAUGGAGCGCAGAGCUGAGAGGUCCAACCAUGAGGACAGGUGGACUAUGUCAGAAGAUGACACUCUCUGCCUAAUGGCCAAAGAUGAUGCUAAUCAAGAGUUCAAAAAGAUGAUGGAAGAUUUUGAGGAAAUAAAUCUCAAACAUUCAUCCUUAACAGAAGAGAACAAGUUGUUACGUGAAGAGAAUCUCAAGUUGACUGAAGGUCGGAAAAGUCAACUAAAUGAGAUCACUCAACUUAAAGCUGAAAAUGAAUCUCUCUCUGAAAAGGUGAAAUCCCUUAAUAAAGAGCUAGGGAUACUUAAGUCCAAAGAAGCAGUGGACAAGCUUCUUGAAACGACCAAACAUAAGGGCCGUGAAGGACUUGGGUUUGACCCCUCCAGUUCCAAAAGGAAAGGGAGAACAACUUUCAUCCCUCCUAAACCUACUUUCAAACCAAAUAAGCAGAAAGAAAAGGAAAAGGAGAAACCAACAGAAGUUCCCAAAAAGGAAGCCGCUAAGUACCCAGGUGUCUGGUACUUAGACAGUGGCUGUUCAAGACACAUGACGGGUGAUGCGAGCCUUUUGAGCAAUCUAAUUCCCUAUGAUGGUCCAAGAGUUACUUUUGGAGGAAGCAAUGAUUUCGGGCUCACUAAAGGGCUAGGAAAUCUGGUGUACAAGGGACUAACCAUCCAAGCUGUAUCUUAUGUUGAAGGUCUCAACUAUAACCUUCUUAGCAUGAGUCAGUUUUGUGAUAAAGGUCACUCCUUGGAAUUCUGCAAGGACAUGGCAUCUCUCAAGAACAUCUCCACAAAUGAAGUCAUUCUCACUGGGAAGAGAAUCAGGAACAUCUAUGAAGUAAUGUGGGACAAUGUCAAGGAAGCAUGUCUAAUCAGCAAAGCCGCUCAAGAACUCUCCGAAUUUCUUCAAAUGGAGAUUCGCCUCAAAUUCGAGGAAGAAGUUCUUGAAUUCUACAAAAAUGGAGAAGUCAAAACUGCUCAUUCAAAGAAGGACCCACAGAGGACGUUUCCAGUCAUCAAGUCCACUGUUGGAGGCACAAAAGUGAAGCUUUCGCAGAAGAAAUUGGGAGAAAAGCUUCGCCUUCCAAAUUCUGGAGUUGAAAUUGGGAAAUUUCCAGUCAAAAAUCUGGACUGGAACAUCAUUGGAAUCUCUGGGCAAGUUCCUUCUGGCACAGCGAAGAAAGCAGAUCUAAACAACGAUUACAAGUUGGUUUUAGAACUAGUCAUCGCCUGCCUCGAAUGUGGGAGUGGAGGUCAUGCCGAUGACAUCACCCAGGAGAGAGCCUUCAUCAUCAACUCUCUCAUUACCAAAACUAAGGUAAAUUGGGCUGCACACUUUUUCAAAUCCAUCUCAAAACAUCUGGGAAAGCACAGAGAAAACAGAGCUAGUGCUAGUGCAACUGCAGAAGAAAGCUCAUCAGACAAUGUUCCACUCAUCCAUAUGGCAAAGACUGCCAAAAGGAAGCAAGUGGUGUCUCCCUCCAUUAGUGUUGAAGCACCACAGAACCUUGCUCUGGUAAAUGUGGAAGAAGAAGAAGAAGUCUCUGUGCAAGGAGAACUUCAGAGGAAGAAGAAGAGGAAACUCUCCUCUCCCUCAACAUCUGGAUAUGUCAACUCGGAUAAGUUGAAGGAGAAGGAACUUGCUGAGGAAACCUCUACCCACAACCGGAGUCCUCAACAACUUGAAGAAGAAAUUCCUCAAGUCCAAAGCCUUCCAACCUCCUCACCUCAACCUCAAAUGGAUGAUGCUGAUAACCAAUUCUGGCAGCUCUACUAUGAUUGGAGAGCAUGUAAAGUUGGAAAUUCAGCAGAGCAACUGAUGGAUUGGGACCAACAGCUGAAGAAUGAGAAGAUCAUCAAGAAAUGCUUAGGAAUACCAGUCAACCAUAGCUGUGAAGAAAUCUUGGACGACUACUGGGUAUGGCAAAGGAACCAUGAAGACCUGCAUCUGGAAUACCUAGCCAACUCACCAAUUUCAGAAUUUGAAGUAGAUGAUGAAGACCCUUCAGUCUACAAACCAGUCUUCUCUAAAGCCAGAGAAGAACAGGUGGCUCUCACUUCUGAAGCACAAGCAGUUUUGGAAGCUACAGCUGAGGACUUCCAAACAUUUCCGGAAGCCUCACCUGCCUUUGAAACGGAAACCUCACCUGCUCUUCAGGAAACCUCACAUGCUUCUGAAAUGGUUCUGACUGAAGCUAUCCAAAAGAAAGCAGCCUCUCCCCCACAAGAACAGAACCAGGAAACAGCAGCAGAAGAAGAAUUUCAGCAACUAAUCCAAUCUCAAGUUUCAGAGAUUCUCACAACUCCUUGUGAGAUCUCCAAUCCUACUGAAACUGAGAUCCCGGAGAAGUUAGCAGAAAUUCUGGAACAAUCAACUUUUCCAGAAACAAAUGAAGAGGAGCAAGCUGUAGAAGUCCAAAGGAAUUCCGGAGAAGCUGAAAAGGAAACUCAAAUGGCAGAAGUGGAGGUAACCAAUUUUCAUUUCCAUAGCUCUUCCACCCCUAUCCUUCCGGAUAUUGUAUCGGAAAUCUGGACAAAGAAGGUCCAAGGGCUGAUUGAAUCAGCCCUAGCAUCUCAACAUGCCUCCUUUAGGCAAGAGGUAGAGCAAAUGGAAGCCAAGUACACCAAGCUUAUAGAGAAAUCUGAAGAGAAGCACAACACAGAUCUCAAAGAGAUAAGCAAAUCAGUGCACAAAACUCUGGAGAUUAUCUCUCUACUGAGUAACACUGUGAGCAACACGAUGGAAAUAUAUGCCUCUGACAGUCAACUUCAAUUCAAAGAGUUCAACAAAGUCAAAGAGCAAAUAGCGAGUGUCACAGUUGGUCUACAAAAACAGAUGUCCCUUCUCCAAAUGGACAUCAGAUCAGCCCUAGCAGUAGCUUCUGCUAAUCAGGUAGUGACCAAAGACUACUUGAAGGUGAUCAUUGACAAUCAAAAGGAAGCACACAAGCUGUUCAGACUUAUUGGCGCAAAUUCUAGGAACCGCAUGAUGGAAGUAAUUCUCCAACAACACAGUCCAUCUCCAAUACCACAUCUCCCUAUUGCAAUCAAAGAAGGAGAAGCAUCUUAUAUUCCCUCUCAUCUGAACAUGACAAAUCUAAUCCUUGAAGCACAGCAAAGAAAUCCGGAAAACUCAGCCCAGCAUCUAUCCAGCUCAGGACUGGAUGGAACAGAAUUCAUAGGUACAGUUGUUGACCACUUCUCAAAUGAUGCUCAAUCAAAGGAAAGACGCAACAACCUAAGGCGAAUCAAAGAACUAUGUGGAAACAUGAAGGGCAUUAGUGAAGUUGCCGGAUCUUCAAAACGCAAGAGGAAUUGAAGGUUCUUUUCAUCAAACCAGGGGGAAAGUUUGUGAAAACACUAAUUUGCUUUGAUGAAAACACCUUCCUGUUGAAAACACCUUCCUGUUUAAACAUUGCUUGAUUGGUUUAAACAUUGCUUCAAUAUCUCUCUUAAUUAUACUUAUUAUGCUUAUCUCAAGUAUGAUUUUGAAAAUUUGUUUUCUGAAGCGCAUACAUUUAGGGGGGAAUGAAAUUCAGGGGGGACU
Molecule: messenger RNA, 3948 nt
Organism: Cuscuta campestris
Lineage: Eukaryota; Viridiplantae; Streptophyta; Magnoliopsida; Solanales; Convolvulaceae
Source: the annotation of a GenBank genome assembly